Molecule: messenger RNA, 1065 nt
Organism: Salvia hispanica
Lineage: Eukaryota; Viridiplantae; Streptophyta; Magnoliopsida; Lamiales; Lamiaceae
Source: RefSeq, a predicted model, not a curated record
AUGGCGAUUGUUUGUGGCGAGAAGCUCGGAGAUCGGUUGGAGGCGCCUCGACUGAUUUGUGGUUUUAACCAGUUUACAACACCAGAGGGCGACGAUGACGAUGACGAUGACGCCGACUCAUGUAUGGAUGAUUCUAUAUCACAAGACUCUAUUCCUAAGAUGGGAAUGGAGUUUGAAACCGAAGCUGAGGCAUAUGAUUUUUAUAUGAAUUAUGCUAAAGCAACAGGAUUUGGAACUCGAAAAAUAUCUGCUCAUAAGGAUCCAAUUACAGGCAAGGCUUUGGACGUAACUUUUUGCUGUUGUAAAGAAGGUUUUAGAGCAACAGACAGUCGAGUUGUUACAGUGAAGAGACCUCGUCCUGAAAUUAGGUGUGGAUGUAAGGCUAUGUUGAAAAUCAACUGUAGAUACAGUGGAGAGUUUCGUAUUGUGAAAUUUGUUGAAGAACACAAUCAUGAUUUGUGUGAUCCGGAACAGUCUUACAUGUUUAGAUGUUUCCGGCAAUUGUCUAAUGUUCAACAAACUCAAGUUGAUGAUGCUCAAAGUUGUGGGUUGCCUCCAAAGAAAAUUCUGGAUAUAAUGGCAAAAGAAUCUGGUGGAAUUCAACAUCUUGGUUUCACUCAUAUUGAUUUGAAGAAUUAUUUGAGAACUAAGAGGACUUCGGGGAUUAAACAAGGUGAUUGUGGAGGUGUGUUACAAUAUUUACAAAGGAUGAUAAGUGAGGAUCCACACUUUUACUAUGCAAUACAGCUGGACGCGGAAGAUCUAAUUACCAAUAUAUUUUGGACCGAUGGUAGAAUGAUACAAGAUUUUGGUCAUUUUGGUGAUGUUGUUUGCUUUGAUACUACCUAUAGAAAACAUCGAGAUGGUAGACCAAUUGCUUUGUUCGUCGGCGUAAAUCAUCACAAACAAACAGUUGUGUUUUGUGCAGCACUAUUAUACGACGAAACAAUUGAAACUUUUGAGUGGUUGUUUAGUGCAUUUGAAGAUGCCAUGAUGGGAAAACGACCAAAGACGAUCUUAACUGAUCAAGAUCAAGCGAUGAGCGCUGCUUUAGCUUCCAAGUGA